This is a messenger RNA of Tyto alba (common barn owl), 5010 nucleotides long. It is a transcript of the gene USP48, whose product is annotated as ubiquitin specific peptidase 48. Lineage: Eukaryota; Metazoa; Chordata; Aves; Strigiformes; Tytonidae. The coding region runs from base 57 to 3173 and encodes 1038 amino acids. The transcript is spliced from 28 exons. Gene Ontology annotation, biological process: protein deubiquitination. The record is from RefSeq and is a predicted model, not a curated record. Gene Ontology annotation, molecular function: cysteine-type endopeptidase activity; cysteine-type deubiquitinase activity; protein binding. Gene Ontology annotation, cellular component: nucleus; cytosol.
GGGGCCGGGUCAGGCCCGGUCCGGAGGCGGCGGGGGGGGGGGGGGUGGCGGCGACCAUGGCGCCGCGGCUGCAGCUGGAGAAGGCGGCGUGGCGCUGGACGGAGACGGUGCCGCCCGAGGCGGUGGCGCAGGAGCACAUCGAGGCGGCCUACCGUGUCCGGCUGGAGCCCUGCCAGCGCGGCGCCUGCCGGAGGAACUGCCGGGGGAACCCCAACUGCCUGGUGGGCAUCGGGGAGCACAUCUGGCUGGGCGAGAUAGAUGAGAACAGCUUCCACAACAUCGACGACCCCAACUGCGAGCGCCGGAAGAAGAACGCGUUCGUGGGCUUAACGAACCUCGGCGCCACGUGCUACGUGAACACUUUCUUGCAGAUGUGGUUUCUUAACUUGGAGCUCCGGCAAGCCCUCUACUUGUGUCCCAGCACCUGCAGCGAGUACGUGGCUGGAGAGGGCAUCUCAGAAGACAAAGGCUAUGAACCUCAGUCCAUUUGUGAGCACCUCCAGUACUUGUUUGCCUUGCUGCAGAACAGCAAAAGGCGAUACAUCGAUCCCUCUGGGUUUGUCAAAGCACUGGGCUUGGACACCGGACAGCAGCAGGAUGCCCAGGAGUUUUCAAAGCUGUUCAUGUCACUGCUGGAAGAUACUUUAUCCAAACAAAAAAACCCAGAUGUUCGAAACAUAGUGCAAAAGCAGUUCUGUGGAGAGUACGCCUAUGUCACGGUCUGCAACCAGUGUGGCAGGGAGUCCAAACUCGUGUCUAAAUUUUAUGAACUGGAGUUAAACAUCCAAGGGCACAAGCAGUUGACAGACUGUAUAACGGAAUUUCUUAAGGAAGAAAAAUUAGAAGGUGACAAUCGUUAUUUUUGUGAAACUUGUCAGAGUAAGCAGAACGCCACGAGAAAGAUCAGGCUGCUGAGUCUUCCCUGCACACUCAACCUGCAGCUGAUGCGUUUCGUGUUUGACAGACAAACUGGCCAUAAGAAAAAGCUGAACACCUACAUCGGCUUCUCCGAGCUGCUUGACAUGGAGCCUUUUAUGGAACAAAAAAAUGGCGUCUACGUGUAUGAACUUAGUGCCGUCCUCAUACACCGAGGCGUGAGCGCGUACUCCGGGCACUACAUCGCCCAUGUGAAGGAUCCCCAGACGGGCGAGUGGUACAAGUUCAACGACGAAGACAUAGAAAAGAUGGAGGGGAAGAAACUGCAGUUGGGGAUUGAGGAAGAUCUAGCGGAACCUUCUAAAUCCCAGACUCGUAAACCUAAGUGCGGGAAAGGGACGCACUGCUCACGCAAUGCUUACAUGCUGGUAUACAGGCUGCAAACCCGGGAGAAAUCUCUGACAAUCGAAGUACCAGCUUUUCUGCAGGAGCUGGUAGAGCGUGAUAACUGCAAGUUUGAGGAGUGGUGCAACGAAAUGGCCGAGAUGCGCAAACAGAGCGUGGCCAGAGGCAAAAUCAAGCAUGAAGAGGUGAAGGAGCUCUACAAAAGGUUACCUGCUGAAGCUGGUGCAGGUUCCCCGUACGACUUCAUCUCUCUCGAGUGGCUGCAGAAAUGGCUGGACGAGUCCACUCCACCAAAACCAAUAGAUAACACAGCCUGCCUGUGCUCACAUGGCAAACUUCAUCCGGAUAAAAUAUCUAUUAUGAAGAGGAUAUCGGAGUACGUGGCUGACUUCUUCUACAGGAGAUAUGGAGGAGGGCCCAGGCUGAAUGUCAAAGCACUUUGCAAGGACUGUGUGGUAGAAAGGUGUCGAAUCCUGCGACUGAAAAACCAAUUAAAUGAAGACUACAAAACAGUUACGAACUUGCUGAAGAUAACAGUGAAGGGGAAUGAUGGAUUUUGGGUUGGAAAGGCGUCCUUGCGGAGCUGGCGUCAGUUGGCUCUGGAGCAAUUAAAUGAGCAAGAUGAAGAUGCAGAGCACAGUAAUGGAAAAAUGAAUGGAAACGCACAAAACAAAGACGAAUCCAAUGAAGAGAAGAGAGAGGAGGAAGAGGAGUUAAAUUUUAAUGAGGACAUCGUUUGCCCACAUGGUGACCUGUGCAUAUCCGAAAACGAACGGAGGGUGGUUUCAAAGGAAGCCUGGGAGAAACUCAAGCAAUAUUUUCCAAAGGCCCCUGAAUUCCCAAAUAACAAAGAGUGCUGUUCCCAGUGCAAGAUUUUGGAGCGCGAAGGGGAGGAGAACGAAGCUCUGCAUAAGAUGAUGGCCAGCGAGCAGAAGACUUCUCUCCAGAACCUGUUUCACGAUAAAUGCCGGCCUUGCCUGGGCAGCUGGCCUCAGGAGACAGAUGAGCUGUAUAUUGUUUCACAGUUCUUUGUAGAAGAAUGGAGGAAAUUUGUCAGGAGGCCGACGCGAUGCAGCCCCGUGUCCUCGGUAGGAAACAGUGCUCUUCUCUGCCCCCACGGGGGGCUCAUGUUCACCUACGCUUCCAUGACCAAAGAAGACUCCAAACUUAUAGCUCUAAUAUGGCCCAGUGAGUGGGAGAGGAUUCAAAAACUCUUCGUCGUGGAUCAUGUCAUCAAAAUUACCCGAACGCAAGCUGCCGGGGCAGACCCCGAGAGCGCACUUUACACCUCUGAGCCCCAACUCUGUCCAGAGUGCAGAGAAGGGCUCUUAUGCCAACAGCAGCGGGACUUGCGUGAGUACACCCAAGCGACCAUCUACAUCCAUAAAGUGGUGGAUAAUAAAAAGGUAAUGAAGGAUGCUGCUCCAGAGCUGAACGUGAGCAGCUCAGAAGCUGAAGAGGAAAGGGAGGAAAACAAGCCAGAGGGGGAGCAAGACCCAGAUUUUAACCAGACCAACGGUGGCGCGAAGCGCCAGAAGAUCUCGCACCAGAACUACAUCACUUACCAAAAACAAGGCAUCAGGCGAAGCACCCGGCACCGGAAAGUCAGAGGGGAGAAAGCACUGCUUGUUUCUGCUAACCAGACACUGAAAGAGCUGAAGAUACAGAUCAUGCAUGCAUUUUCAGUUGCUCCCUUCGACCAGAAUUUGUCGAUUGACGGAAAGAUCCUGAGCGAUGACACCGCAACGCUGGGCAGCCUGGGAGUCAUCCCCGAGUCCGUCAUUUUAUUAAAGGCUGAUGAACCACUUGCAGAUUACGCGGCGAUGGACGACGUUAUGCAAGUUUGUAUGCCUGAAGAAGGAUUUAAAGGGACUGGUUUACUUGGACACUGAUGGUUUUUCUAAACGCUGGCAACAGAGGAGCGACUAGAAGGGAAGAGGAUUUUGACAUGGUAGGGCAUUAAAAGAAAAAAAAAAAAAAAGUGGAUACAGGACUGAACUCUUUGACUCUUCCAGAAGGCAGAAACCCAUUCUGAAAUGCCUGCCCCCGCCCCCCCCCCCCCCCCCAAAUGCCUUAUGUCAAAGCAGAUUGCACUGAAGGACAUCCUGCCUUCAAGAGAGCGCUCCCGAUUUUAUAUUUAAUAAAGCGACAGGAAGGUUGGGAAGUUUAGCAGCAGUAAGAGCGUAUCGUGUUUACAGGCGAGGGAGAGGGAGGCAUUCCCGUGUGUCCCCUGACUCCGCGCCCGCACCGCGCUCCUCUGCCCGGCCAGGGGUUGUAAUCCAGGAGAUCAAACACGUCUUGAUCUGUUCUGAGUAUCUGUUUAGGUGUAACCUGCUUACAGAUAAUCCUGUCUUUGAUCCACUAUUACUCUUUCAGUACAGCAUGGAAGUAAAGAAAUUGUUACUUGUGAGGAAUGUCUAGCUCUUUCCAAGGAAAAAAAAAAAAAAAACACAAAAAAAAAAAAAAGCCACACUUCAUCUAUUUAACCCAAACUGUAAGCUGUGGUCUGCCUCCGAACGCCUUCCAGCGCCGAGGGGCCGGGGAGCCGCCCCCGCUGGCUUUUCAGCCGCUCGCCUUCACCUCCAGACGUUUGAUGAUCUUUCAAUAACCACCUGGUCUUUUCUCCGUGAACUGUGUUUUUUUUAGAAACGUGGGGUAUUUUAACGACUUUUGAUAACAUCUUUUCCUCUGGUCCAGGACUGCGCUGGUACCCACGGCCUGGGGGGAGCCCGAGCUGGAGGUGCUGAAGGGGGUGCGGGUGGGUGGCGUGUUUCCCAUGGGAAGAGGUUUGGUUUUUUUUUUUUCCCCUCUCUAUUCUCAUUUUUUAUUAGUGCAUAGGAAUGCACUAAUAAUUAUUAAUUGUUUUUUUAAAUCUGUAGCUCCCAGAAAAGAUCUCUCCCCGUUGCCUAUUAGCAGCAGGAACGAGCGUGCCACUUCCAGACUUUUCUAAAAGGGCGCUGUCCAGGUCGCUCCGUAAUAAAGUUAGAUGUUUCCUUUUUCAGCCUUUUAACUUGUUUCCGUGGCAAAAUGUUGAUGCAAAGAGUCCAGUUGCUGCCACGUCAGUUUUGUUUUCAAAAGGAUUGCAGGAGUGGGGGACACACACACAUCCCACCCCACAGCUGAACUGGUGUUACGUUUUACCCGAAGAAUUGCAGCUGCCGCUGGCCGAGCGCAGGGGCUCCGCAUCCUCCUCUGCCUCCCUGCUGGGUUUUGGGGCGAAGCAGCCUGGGCUGGGGGGGGGACAUGGAGCUCCUGAAAGGUGGUUUUUGGGGGACAAUUUGGACCCGCAUAUUCUUUCCCAAGGUAAAGACGUCGGCAGGAAUUUGGUGCGCCAAAGCUGCUCCAUCCUUCGGGAGUGGGCAGGAGGUUUUCUUCUUCUUCCGAGACUGAAGCACUCGCUUGUGUACAUAUUUCCUGGAAAUUUUUUUUUUUUUUUUUUUCAAGUUGCUGUUAGUUUUUUUUUUUUUUUAAUGUUACAAAAAAAAUCUCUUCCUUGAGCUUAUACUGUUGCAAAUUUAAAGUCUUUAAACUCAGUGGGGAAGGAAGUAGCCGGGGCCGUGGCGGUGUUCCCAAGCUGUGCGGCCGCAUCGCCGUGCCUCGCGGGGGGGGACACGCAGGUACAAGAUGUGAUCAAAGGCCCAGUUACCGUUUUGUCUGUUAUUUGCAAACAUUAUUGGAUUAAAAUUGUCAUUUGAGCUGUGGAAGCCUUAUUAAAGUGCAUACACAUGC